Molecule: messenger RNA, 687 nt
Organism: Penicillium vulpinum
Lineage: Eukaryota; Fungi; Ascomycota; Eurotiomycetes; Eurotiales; Aspergillaceae
Exons: 2
Coding region: 1-687 (228 amino acids)
Molecular function (GO): metal ion binding
Source: RefSeq, a predicted model, not a curated record
AUGAGCCGAAAUAGACCUGAGGUUGUCGACCUGACAACGAGAACACCGCGGCAAAAUCCUAUCUCUUUAUCCUCCUCCCCGCUUGCCGCAUCGGCCCACGCAUCCUCUUCUCAGCAAGCAUCCUCUUCUCAGCAAGCAUCCUCUUCUCAGCAAGCAUCCUCUUCUCAGCAGGCAUCCUCUUCCCGACAUGGACAGUCGGAUACUCCCCGCGGUGUCAAGCGUCGCCGUAAUUGGAGCGACGAGCACGGCGAUUCCAUCGCGUCCCCUUCGACUCCCUCCGAAGACGAGCCCAUUGAAACGAUCGACAUGACUGACGACUCGGCUGCGGCUGCACUCGCUCGAACAGUGGCCAAACAGAGGGAGGAUGCCAUCAAAGCGCAGGCAUUGGCAGAUAGCAACUCGAACCUCUCCGCUCUACUCGCUUACAAAUGUCCUAUCUGUAUGGAGACGCCUGUGGACGCAACGAGCACAUCAUGUGGCCACCUCUUUUGUCAUAAGUGCAUAAUCGACUGCUUGAAGAUGAGCGAACAAACACGCGCUGGUGAUUCUUCGAAACAACAUAAGGGUACUUGCCCGGUGUGUCGCACACCGAUUUCGCGCAAGGAGACGCCUGGAAAGCCUAGGAAUCUCAUUCCGCUGUUGUUUCAAACGAGGAAGCGAGGUGAUCUUCUCGUAUCUGGUCAAUAG